Messenger RNA from Owenia fusiformis, 1482 nucleotides. Lineage: Eukaryota; Metazoa; Annelida; Polychaeta; Sabellida; Oweniidae. The record is from the annotation of a GenBank genome assembly.
GAACUUAACAUUACGGAUUUGCUCUGAAACAAGCUGGUGGUAGUGGUGUAAACAUACAUGUAGCCUCUAUGAUUCACAUUGAAAAUAUCAAUCUAUAAAAACGAAUAAAGAUUUUCAGAAGCAUUAGCAAAAUGAGCGCCGAACGCGGUCAACCGGACGAGGCAACUGUGACUUCAAACGCUGCUGAAAAUGACAAAGAGAAUGUACCACUGGGCGCUGAACAAGGAACAGUUAUUGAUGUGAAACAAGGUGCAAACAUAUCAGAUGAACUAUUAGCAUGUGCCCCUGUAUUAAUGGAUACAUGGGAGGCGAAGAAGCCUGUCAAACGUAACCCCCCUUCUACAACCGCCACACCUGCUGCUAAAACAGAACCAGCUACAAAUGAGAUUGUCAAGGAGUCAGCUGGAACUCCAUCAAAACCCGACGACGACGUGGAACCAUUAAAGCCUAGUGAUAAGGCAGAAGAACCCGUACAGAAUGGAGAAGUUAACGGAAAACAUGUGGAACCUAUACGCCCGCCAGAAGAGUUGACUCCCGAUGCUAUAUCUGAGAGAAAAGAGGCGAGGAUUAAGAGUUUAGAAACACAGAUUAAGUUGCAGCGAGAGAAGGCGAGGCUGUCCUGCCAAAGACUGGAGCAGGCGACUAAGCUGUUAGACAUGCGCCGGAAGGCACUAGAGGAGGCAGAGAGGAAGGCACGAGAAGCGGAACGUCGAAUUAUGGCCAUGGAAACAGUCCUUGAGAAAACCAAAGAUCCUAACUAUGAAGAUACGUUCGUCCCAAAAGACAAGGAAAGGCGCGUGCUCAAAACUCAACGGGUGCUUAUCUCAUCGACGGGCGACAUGGAACAAUGGCUAGCCGAUCCGAAUGCGUUAAAGAAAGCAAAGGAAACUGAGCUGAGGCAGAUAUGCGGAGAUAUGAAAUCGAUUGAGACUAGGUCCAGCUCAGCCAAACAGUCAACGGAGGCUCUGGAACAAAAAAUGAAUCAUCUGCGUGCAGAGAUUGAUAAAUGGAAAGGCAGACGAGACGAAUUGAAAGAUAUGAGAGACGAACAAAAAGCUCUUCUUGCUGAGAUUCCUAAACUUUCUCGCCCAAAUGAUGACACGGACCAACCGCCACCACCGUCCGCUGGGAGUACAGAAUAGCACAGGGCAGAAUCCUGCCCGAGCACCUUAUUGGGAAAUUGGAAUUUGAUUCUAAGCCCCUUCCGGGAAUUAUUUAAUAUUUAUAAUGAUACAUAGAAUUAUUACUAUGCAUGAGGAUGUUUGAACGAGAAUGGACAUGCGACUUUAGUGAUUUUUAUCAUUUUGCAACCAUUGUGGUGCCUUUCUUGUAUAAGUAAAAACGCUCUAUUGGAGACUACUAAUGAUAGAUAUAUAUAUUGUUUAUAUGAUCUGCAAGUUUUCAAAUCCAUAAUGAAAAUUAUUAUAGGAUAACUUAAUUGUUAUUACAAUCAAUAUUCAUCAUGUUACAUAGUGAAUAAAG